AUGGGGUUCUUCGCUCAAACAUGGACUCUGACGAAGAAGAAUCUUCUAAUAGUCUUAGGACGGCAUUGGUUCACGACUACUGUCCGAGCAUUUCUGGCACCGAUUAUCUUCUUCUUUAUCAUUUCAUAUUGUAAAAACUUCUUCGUACCGCCUUCGGACUUUGGUGUGGGAUCUCCAGCUACCCUCCGGACAUUUGAGGAAGCCCUUCGAGCAGGUACAACUGGACGCAGUACUGUGGCUUUCGUUGCAAAUGGCCAAGCUUCCGAGGUCACAAACAUAAUUAACCAAUUGUCGAACACUGUUAGAGCAAGUGGCAAAACGCCCGUCACGCUGUCUAACGAAGUUGAGCUGUUGCAGACGUGCAAAAGCUCUGUACGCGGAGUCUCUGGCUGCUUUGCUGCAGUGGAAUUCCAUGGAUCGCCUAGUAAUGGUGGUGUCUGGAACUACACGAUUCGGACUGAUGGAUCUCUUGGUGAAAGGAUCUUCGUGAAUACUGAAGACAACGAUGCACAGAUAUAUGCUCUACCUCUACAACAUGCGGUGGACGCACUCAUUGCCUCUUCGCAAGGCUCAUCAAUUCCUCUUCCUCAGCAAUAUCCUUACACUGAUUCGACCCCUGAAGAACGGGAGAGGAACAUUACACGGCUAUACAUGGGCACUCUGAUAGACAUUCUUGGUCUAGCCUACUUUAUCGGCUUUGUUGGUAUAUGCUACCAAUUGACAGGCCAGAUGGCUACAGAGCGCGAAAUCGGAAUGUCUCAGCUGAUCGAAGCGAUGAUGCCGAACCAGCGCAGAUGGCAACCACAAGUCGCUCGUUUACUCUCCAGUCAUCUUGCCUUUGACAUACUUUACCUGCCAGGCUGGGUUAUAUCUGGUGCAAUUGUUACCAGGCUCAAUUAUCCUUCCUCCGAAAGUGGAAUCCUGAUAGGUUACUUCAUCAUCGCGGGACUUGCUUUGAGCUCUUGGUCCAUCGCUUUCGCCAGUUUAUUCCGAAAGGCUCAGCUUUCUGGCAUCACUGUCACUAUAGUGAGCAUAGUUCUGGCCAUUGUUGUGCAGGUCCAGACGCCCAAGUCAACUGGUGCGAUUGUCGUCUUGUCCUUGUUAUUCCCACCGAUGAACUUCACACUGUUCAUCAUCUACAUGGCAUAUUGGCAACGCCACAACCUGGCUGCUGUUCUUUCGCAAGCACCUCCUGAAGCACCCUGGAGAGUUUCGGGAACUGUUUUCUUUGUGCUAUGUGCCAUACAAAUUCUGGUCUACCCCGUGGUUGGAGCGUUCAUAGAAAGAGCUCUAUAUGGUACCGCUUCGAAAGCCAGAAACAUGCACCACAGCGCAGAAAACGAGACUGCUCGUAUCACUAACAUCAAAAAGCAGUACAGUCCUGGCUGGUUUUAUACGAAAAUCUGGUCAAGGUUCAGCAAGAAACAAAGAGAGACUGUGCAUGCUGUCAAUGAUGUUAGCUUCACUAUCCGCGCUGGCGAGAUCCAUGUUCUCCUAGGAGCGAAUGGUGCAGGCAAAAGUACGAUGAUGGACCUUAUCGCUGGUCUUCAAUCACCUACAAGUGGAACUAUUGAUAUCAACGGCUCAGGAGGUGUCGGCAUUUGUCCACAGAAGAACGUGCUCUGGGACAAACUCACUUGCGAAGAGCAUGUCUAUUACUUCAAUCAACUCAAGGCAGAAGGACAAAAGGGAAAUAGCUCAGAUCAUCAGGAACUCCUCACGAAAUGUGAUCUCGCUCACAAAAUUUCUGCUCGCUCUGAGACUUUGUCAGGCGGACAGAAGAGAAAGCUGCAGCUUGCGAUGAUGCUGACAGGAGGUAGCAACCUUUGCUUGGUCGAUGAAGUGAGUUCGGGGAUUGAUCCUCUUUCACGUAGAAAGGUUUGGGAUAUUCUGUUGGCUGAAAGAGGGCAUAGAGCCAUGCUCUUCACCACCCACUUCCUGGAUGAGGGAGACCUGCUCUCGGAUCACAUUACUAUUCUGUCGAAAGGCACGUUGGCUGCAAGUGGCACAGCUGUCGCCUUGAAGCAUGAACUUGGUGGUGGAUACCGCGUCAAGAUUUACAGCGAGUAUCAGUUCAAAGAGCCUCAGGACUGGUCUUCAAUACCUCGUCGUAACCACGCUGACCAUGUUGUGUACAACUUGCCUGAUUCCAGCGCUGCCGCUGUCUUUGUCACUCGCUUGGAACAACUUGGCGUUACAGACUACCGUGUCAGUGGACCUAGUAUCGAAGACGUGUUCCUAAAACUAUCGGCAGAGUUCAACAAUGAUCACACGCUCCACGACGACGCCACACCAUUGACAAAUGUGUCUUCUAUCCAAUCGGAAAAAGGCCUCGAGUUGGCCAAGGGUAGGAGAAUCUCGCUCGGUGCACAAACAUGGGUACUGUUCCGGAAACGUCUCACCAUAUUGCGUCGUAACUACUUGCCUUACAUGGCAGCUGUCCUGAUCCCGGUCAUCGCUGGUGGGCUUGUGACUCUCUUCCUGAAGGGCUUCAGUGCUCUAAGCUGUUCGCCUGAAGCAGCAAAUUCAAACGAGGAGAUAGUCUCCUUCGCAACACUCAACCACGUUCUUGACUUCCCAGCUGGCCCAGCCUCCCGGGUUCCCACCACACUUCUCGGCACCUUGUAUCCCGGGCUCGAGAAUGCUAUUGCCCCUGUCGCAAGUGUGGACGCGUUUAAUGAAUACGUACGAUCCAACUACAGUCGCGUUUACCCUGGAGGUUACUUUGACGCUCAAGACGGCACUCCUUUGUUUGCAUGGAGGGGCAAUUAUGAACUUGACUACGCAAUCUUGACUCAGAACGUUCUGGAUAGUAGCUUACUUGGAUCGCCUAUCAUCACAAGUUACCAAGCCUUUCAGGUACCCUGGGCCCCAUCAGCUGGAAAAACACUCCAAUUUAUCCUCUACUUCGGUUUGGCGAUGAGUGCUUACCCUGGCUUUUUUGCCCUGUACCCAACAAGCGAGCGCGUUGCCAAAGUACGAGCUCUGCACUACUCAAAUGGUAUUAGAGCCUUCCCGCUCUGGCUCGCAUACACUAUUUUCGACUUUAUGUUUGUGAUGAUUGUCAGCAUCGUUACGAUAGUCAUCUUUGUCGGUGUUUCCAGUGCUCUUUAUGCUCCCGGAACGCUAUUUGUUGUCUUCUUCUUGUACGGCCUGGCAGCUCUACUAUGCAGCUAUGUAAUCUCUCUGUUCGUUACCAGUCAGCUGGCAUCGUUCGCUUUCGCUGCGGGCAUGCAGUGUUGCUUCUUCCUGAUCUACUUCAUCGCUUACAUGGCAACCAUCACCUACGCCCCAACUGAAAAGAUUGAUUCCUGGACGACCAUUAUACAUUUCACGCUCGCUCUAAUUACUCCUUCGGGCAACCUGUUGCGUUCGCUUUUGCUUACGUUCAACGAAUUCUCGCUUCUUUGCCACGGAAACGAGCGCGCCUCAUAUGCAGGCGAUAUCACCGUCUACGGAGGGCCUAUUCUCUACCUGUUAGUCCAGUCUCUUCUCCUUCUCGGGUUCUUGGUCUACUAUGAUAGUGGAUAUAGACCUGCUUUCCUCAGCAGAAAGACUCGGUCUCACGAUGCUGAAGAGAGCGAAUAUGCUGACGAGGACGUCUAUCGCGAGGCGAUGCGCGUCGAUGACUGCGAGGACGAGUUGCGUGUAUGCAACAUCAGCAAAUCUUACGGAGACAACCUUGCUGUCGACCGUGUGGCCUUCGGUGUACCACGAGGUGAGAUCUUCGCAUUACUUGGACCUAAUGGCGCUGGCAAAUCGACCAGUAUUGGCCUGAUUCGCGGAGAUGUCCAUCCAAGCGCUGGAGAUGUCUUCCUCGAGAACGAGUCUAUCGUUAGGCAUCGUGCUGCUGCUCGAUUGCAUCAAGGUGUAUGCCCGCAAUUUGACGCCACGGAUGCUCUCACUGCGUCAGAACACCUCUACUUCUAUGCCAGAGCUCGUGGCGUUGCUGAUGUCGAGCACAAUGUGGAACAGGUCAUGAAUGCUGUUGGUCUUAGUGCCUUCAGGAAUCGUAUGGCAUCCAAACUCUCCGGCGGUAAUAAGCGUAAACUGUCCCUCGGUAUCGCGCUGAUUGGUAACCCUUCGGUACUUCUUGUCGACGAAGGAAGUUCUGGUAUGGAUGCUGGUGCAAAGCGAAUCAUGUGGCGCACUCUAUCCGCAGUAAGCGCUGGGCGCAGCUUAGUCUUGACAACGCACAGUCUCGAAGAAGCCGAUGCAUUGGGUGAUCGUGUUGGCAUCAUGGCCAGACGCAUGCUUGCUAUAGGCACCAGCGACUACCUACGUCGCAAACACGGUGAUGCUUACUACGUGCAUCUCGUCCACAAAGAUGCUCCUCAUACCCCUGAGGCCAAACUGGCCGAGAUCAAGAAUUGGAUCAGGAUCAACUUCCCUCUUGCCAGCAUUGAAGAUCGAUCUUUCCAUGGACAAAUUCGUUUUGAGGUGCCAAACCGGGCAGCAUCGAUUGAAGACGACACAAGCAGUUCUGUCGACGGCAAGAAAGGUGCCAAAGCGACAGUCACACCAACAGACCGCAAUGGUAUCAGUUCGCUGUUUGAGAAGCUAGAAGCGAGCAAAGAAGAAUUAGAGAUGGAGUUUUAUGCUGUCUCGCAGGCAACUCUCGAUCAAGUGUUCUUAAAUAUUGUAGGAAAGCACAAUGUCCAAGAGGAGGAUUAUCAGAAGGCUAGGAUGGCAACAGGGGCUUGGGGCAAGGCCAAGGCCUGGCUACGUAAGACCGCACAUGACGCCUAG
Aureobasidium melanogenum CBS 110374 is the source of this 4749-nucleotide messenger RNA. RefSeq names its product putative ABC transporter. Gene Ontology annotation, cellular component: intracellular membrane-bounded organelle; membrane. The transcript has 5 exons. Gene Ontology annotation, molecular function: lipid carrier activity; ABC-type transporter activity; ATP binding. The record is from RefSeq and is a predicted model, not a curated record. Gene Ontology annotation, biological process: lipid transport; transmembrane transport. Bases 1 to 4749 code for a protein of 1582 amino acids. NCBI's taxonomy places the organism in Eukaryota, Fungi, Ascomycota, Dothideomycetes, Dothideales, Saccotheciaceae.